Pseudogymnoascus verrucosus is the source of this 1369-nucleotide messenger RNA. RefSeq lists its product as uncharacterized. The record is from RefSeq and is a predicted model, not a curated record. Bases 573 to 1211 code for a protein of 212 amino acids. Lineage: Eukaryota; Fungi; Ascomycota; Leotiomycetes; Thelebolales; Thelebolaceae. Gene Ontology annotation, cellular component: multivesicular body. The transcript is spliced from 2 exons. Gene Ontology annotation, biological process: vesicle budding from membrane; late endosome to vacuole transport via multivesicular body sorting pathway.
UCACGGUUAGCAUUCCCCCUUUAUCCCUGGGAAGCAGAUCAGACACGGGCAGGGGAAAUAUACUGACUAGAGAGGAGAUUCUCGCUCUCAGAACUGCUAAAUAAUGGUAUUCUUGGUGGUGGUUUAAGCUGUUUAUUUUGUCCCUUCCGUUGCCCAACACAACGUGAUGCCCAGCCUUAGGCCCAGGGCAUGGAUGACCUGUACAGCCAUCAACUCCACUAUCCACGUGAUAAUCUCGCCGAAAUAGGCCGCUAAACCUGAAAUGGACGUUCGGGAAGGCAAGUACAGCAAGGCAUGACGAAAGAGCACAGAACUACGGUGGGCUAUUCAUAUCGGAGAUACAACUUUGCCAUCCAUAUCCCUCAAGGCAGCUGUGCUAUUUGAGGUUCCCUACGCUUCGACAUAGAUACCCAGGGAAUUGUUUUACCUUUGAAGCUGAUACCAGCAGCUGGUCUACGCUUUUACUCUACGAGGCACUACUCACUCACUUACUCAUUCCUUGCCUAGAAGCGGCAAAUCAAAAGCGUUGUUUCAACUCUGCCCGCACUGUGUCCGCCACAGCUCACAGCACGAUGAACCGCCUCUUCGGCGCAAAGAGCACGGGUCCCAAGCCCACGCUCGACGGCGCAAUCAGCAAUGUUGACAACCGCGUCUCCUCCAUCGACGUGAAGCUGGCCAGCAUCAACGCCGAGCUCUCGACCUACCAAGCCAAGCUAUCCAAGAUGCGCGACGGCCCCGGCAAAAACGCCAUCAAGCAGAAGGCGCUCAAGGUGCUGCAGCGGCGCAAGAUGUACGAAGGCCAGCGCGAGCAGUUGGAGCAGCAGUCGUGGAACAUGCAGCAGGCGGGGAUGAUGACGGAUAACCUCAAGAACGUGAUGACGACGGUGGAUGUGAUGAAGCAGACCAACAAGAGCUUGAAGCAGCAGUAUGGGAAGAUUGAUAUCGAUAAGAUCGAGAGGAUGCAGGAUGAGAUGGCGGAUUUGAUGGAUAUUGGGAAUGAUAUCCAGGAGAGCAUUAGUCGGAGUUAUGAUGUUCCGGAGGAUGUGGAUGAGGCGGAGUUAGAUGCUGAGCUGGAGGCGCUGGGCGAUGAGAUGGAGUUUGAGGGGCUGGGACAGAGCGAGGCCACGCCAAGCUUCAUGGUCGACGAGGUGCCGCAGUUCAUUGACGAGGCGCCAAAUACGGGGGAUAAAGUGCAGGAAGCGGCACGGUAGCAAAGGUGGAGUGGUGUCUUAGCAGUGGCGUUUGGGAUAGGAAUGAUGGCGUUUGUGGAAUUAGCAUGGCACGGCAUAAACAAGGCGAUGGUCGACGCGGUUGACGCGUGGUCGAGCUGAGGGAAGGCACGCGGGGUUCACGUUGACGUCAGGAGAGA